UAUUCAAAACACGACACCCUCGCUUCUCUUCUCACAUUUUCACCUUCUUCUUCUGUUUUUUUUUUUAUUAAACUGCGCGAUUCUGUGCGUCUUAUCUCCUAGUCGUCGGAAAGUGAACUAGAGUUGUCAUAUUGAAGGAGUGAGAUAUAAAUCCCCACCAUGUUCCUCACCCUGGCCCUGCUGCGGAAAGGCAUCCCUGGGAAGCAGUGGAUCGGAAAGUAUCGGCGUCCACGACAAAUCACGUGGCAGAUGAAACGCAACAUGCUGAAUCACCUGGAGCGCGAGGCCGAGAACGAGUACUGGAUCAGCCGGCCGUACAUGACCGCGGAGCAGGAGUGCGGACACGCCGCCGAGCGCAGAGCCCAGAACUGGCUCAAGAUCAAGGAGACCAAAUUCGCCAAUUUUCCUGAACACAAGACCAUCACAGAUCACCUGAAACAUCUCAGAAUCACCAAGACGUGGUCAAGUUAAUGCGAGCAGUAAAAUAUCUCACUUCUGUCCAACAUGUAAAGACUCUAUAAUGCUAUUUAUCCAUGAAACAUGUUUGCGUGUGGAGGAAAGCUCUGUAUGUGUGAACGUUGUCAACCACGAUCACAACAGACUGUUUUAACUGCAUCUGUCUUUAUAAAAACACAUCUGGAAGCA
Molecule: messenger RNA, 645 nt
Organism: Scomber japonicus (chub mackerel)
Lineage: Eukaryota; Metazoa; Chordata; Actinopteri; Scombriformes; Scombridae
Gene: mrpl57
Product: mitochondrial ribosomal protein L57
Exons: 2
Coding region: 160-471 (103 amino acids)
Biological process (GO): mitochondrial translation
Cellular component (GO): mitochondrial ribosome
Molecular function (GO): structural constituent of ribosome
Source: RefSeq, a predicted model, not a curated record